CAUCGAUUAUUUUGCAGCUAAGCACGUGCGAUUUGUUUGUGCUAAAUUCAGUUGUUUUUAGUACACACAGCGACAUGGAGCCGGGAAUUUGUUAUAUCAAGCCAGAGUAUUUAAUAGGAGAGGCAAAUGGAAGCCAGCAAAGCGGUGGUAAUGAGGGCGAGUCAAACAAACGUAAGCACGAGGAUGAUGCCGAUACGCAAAACGAAGCCGGCAGCAAACGCGGCGGCAAAAAGGAACGCAAACGUGGCCAAAAUAAGAACCGCCCUGUGUUCAAGGAUGAGCGCUUCUCACAUCUCUGCCACUCAUUGAUCGAAGGACCCGGCGGAGCACCUUGUGCCUUGCAAAACUGUCGCUACGUGCACGAUUUGGACGCGUAUCUGGCAGCCAAGGGCGAGGAGUUGGGCAGCGAGUGUUAUGUGUAUGCGACGAAGGGCCAUUGCAAUCGGGGCGUCACCUGCCGUUUUGCUAAAUCGCACACGGAUGCGGAGGGCAGAAACAUAAAGGCGCCACACUACAACGAACAGACGCCGCCAACCACGUGUAAUGGUAUCAGCGCAGAGCUGCAGGUUCGGUUACGUAAGCACGAUUAUGAUUUUACGAGAAGCAAGGAAGUAAUUAAGCUAGCGGAGAAGCUGCGUGAUGAGCGAAAGCAGGCAGAGCAAGAAAAGAAACAAGAAGCCACUCAAAAAACAGGGCAGGCAGCAACAGAAACAGCGCAGGAAGCGAAACACGAAGUUCCUGUAGAUAUACAACAAGAAGUGAUGCAGGAUCAGCCCACGAAGCCCAUUGGCAGCGCCAUUGAUGAUUCUACAAGUGGACGUGAUGCGCCUCGCAAACCAGUUAUUGAUUUUCGUGAAAAGCUGGUGCUGUCGCCAUUAACCACAGUUGGCAAUUUGCCAUUUCGCCGCAUCUGCAAGGAGUUUGGCGCCGACAUCACGUGUGGCGAAAUGGCCUGUGCAGUGCCACUGCUCAAGGGUCUGGGGCAGGAGUGGGCGUUGACCAAGCGCCAUGAGAGCGAGGACAUCUUUGGCGUUCAGCUGUGCGGCAACAAUCCCAAUGUAAUCACACAGGCCGCUCAGGUGUUGCAUGAAACCGCACGUGUGGACUACAUUGAUCUGAACAUUGGAUGUCCCAUUGAUCUGAUCUAUCAGCAGGGUGGCGGCAGCGCAUUGAUGCGACGCACCAACAUUCUGGAGUUGACGGUGCGCAGUUGUGCCGCCUUGUCCAAUAAGUUGCCGUUCACGGUCAAGAUGCGCACUGGCAUUUAUGCGGACAAGAGUGUGGCACAUGAACUGCUGCCACUUGUGGAGGAGUGGGGCGCCUCGGCGGUCACGUUGCAUGGACGUUCUCGAGAACAGCGUUAUACCAAGUCCGCGAACUGGGAUUACAUUGAGCAGUGUGCAGCGCAGGCGAAGGAGAUGCCUGUGAUUGGCAAUGGUGACAUACUUAGUUAUCAGGAUUAUGUGGAACGCAGAGAGCAGGCUCCGCAUGUUAGCUCUGUGAUGAUUGGACGUGGUGCACUGAUCAAGCCUUGGAUAUUCCAGGAGAUCAAGGAGCAAAAGUUCUGGUCACCCACAUCAUCGCAACGCUUUGAGCUGCUGCGCCGCUAUUGCAACUAUGGACUCGAGCAUUGGGGCUCGGAUACGAAGGGAGUGGAGAGCACGCGUCGCUUUCUCCUCGAGUGGCAGUCGUUCCUCUAUCGCUACAUACCCGAGGAUCUACAGCAAUCGCCACCGCAAAAGAUCAAUGCCCGGCCACAAAAGUAUCGUGGACGCGAUGAAAUGGAGACUUUGAUGAGCUCUAACAAUGCCGCUGAUUGGGUGAAACUCAGUGAAAUGCUGCUGGGAACUGUUCCACAAGGGUUUAGCUUUGUGCCCAAGCACAAGGCGAAUGCCUUUUGAAGGAGCUGCAAUUGUUAAGUUUUAGAAAAGUUCUAUACGUAGAUUAUAAAAUAUUUUUACAUCCCAACCGCAAAUCGAGAAUUGGGAGCAUAACGUUAAGACUAAAGUGUUCAAUUUUACUUAAUUGAAGUCACACUACACAUAUUGUUUUUUAUAAAUAAAAAAGAAACAGAGUACAUAAGA
Drosophila albomicans is the source of this 2084-nucleotide messenger RNA. It is a transcript of the gene Dus3, whose product is annotated as tRNA-dihydrouridine(47) synthase [NAD(P)(+)]-like. Gene Ontology annotation, biological process: tRNA processing. The transcript is spliced from 4 exons. Bases 75 to 1901 code for a protein of 608 amino acids. Gene Ontology annotation, molecular function: metal ion binding; tRNA dihydrouridine synthase activity; RNA binding. NCBI's taxonomy places the organism in Eukaryota, Metazoa, Arthropoda, Insecta, Diptera, Drosophilidae. The record is from RefSeq and is a predicted model, not a curated record.